Messenger RNA from Ruditapes philippinarum (Manila clam), 6888 nucleotides. Its product is annotated as rabphilin-3A-like. NCBI's taxonomy places the organism in Eukaryota, Metazoa, Mollusca, Bivalvia, Venerida, Veneridae. The record is from RefSeq and is a predicted model, not a curated record. Bases 489 to 2408 code for a protein of 639 amino acids. Gene Ontology annotation, cellular component: membrane. The transcript has 18 exons. Gene Ontology annotation, biological process: intracellular protein transport. Gene Ontology annotation, molecular function: small GTPase binding.
AUGUAAAGAUUUCAUCCUCACAACUUCCACAUCCACACCACAUCUCUGAUGAUUCCUGUAAAGUAAUAAACAAGCUGAUGGACAACUAAAAUUUAAAGGGAUUGUCUGUUUAGAUGUCUCCUAGCUGAUGUUAAAAUAGUAACAUCGGGGGAAACGUAAAACUUCCUAGAGUUGCUGUGAUAGUAACAUUGGGAAACGUUAACUUCCUCCAGUUGCAGUGUUAUAUUUAGCAGCAUCUACUGGUGUCUGUGAUAGCAGUGUAAGAGACCUGAAUGCUGUCUGUUAUACGACAGUGUUUUAUUUCACAAGAAGUACCGAUAUUUAGGAUGAUGUUAAUUAUAAGCUAGGAGUGUGUGAUGAGAGAGAAAUGGUUAAAAACAGCACGUAGGAUCACAACAAGAAAUCAUCUCUUUGAAAGAAAGUGAUACACAAAAUAUUGAACAACUGCUUCACAAGUAAAGAACACUUUAUGAGAGUGUGGGCACCAUAUGGGGGAAAUAUCAACAGAUAGUGGCAUGGAUCGUUGGGUCUGUCCAAAUGAUAGACAACUGGCUCUCAGAGCUAAGUUGGGAACAGGGUGGUCAGUUCACACAAACAAGUUCAGUUCGUUCCAGAAAUCACAACACCUUAGUGCCGAGGAACAAGAACAAAUUAUGAAUGUUAUCCAGAAAGCUGACUAUCUAGAAAUGGUUGAACAAGAACGAAUAGGGAGACUGGUAGAAAAAUUGGAUAACAUGAAGAAGAAUGCAAUGGGAAAUGGAUCAACACAAUGUGUUCUUUGUGGGGAUGAAUUUGGGCUUCUAGGGGCCUCACCAACUUACUGUGAUGAUUGUCAUAAGGCUGUAUGUACCAAAUGUGGUGUAGAUACACAGAACUGUAAUCGUCAGCCACUCUGGUUGUGUAAAAUUUGCAGUGAAAAUAGGGAGGUUUGGAAAAGAUCUGGAGCUUGGUUUUUCAAGGGGCUGCCAAAGUAUGUGAUUCCUGAGAAGAAAGCUGAAACACCUAAACAUGGCGCGGCGAAUCAUAAAGGGAAGCUUGAAUAUAGGGGCUCGCAAAAGGGUCACCCUGCUAGCGCACCUAGAACAUAUAACAACUGGAGCAGAGGCAGGGGAAGUCAAGGUACAAGCUAUGGUGAGAGUAGUGACCACGAGUCAGAAAGCAGCUCUGAAGAUGAUGUGAGCAUUGGCAAGAGAAAGGGUAGAAGAGGAUCAGCCGAGAGUGAUGCUAUGAGUAUGACAAGCAGUCAGAGUGGCCAGAUUUAUUCUAGUCAUGUGAGAGAGAGUAAAACGAGCAUUUCUAGUGAUAGAUAUGGUCACAGUCAGCUGAGUGCCACUGAAAGUAGUCGUGGUGAUGAUUUCCAUGAUGAAACAGACAAUGACAGUAUAGGAGGGUUUAGUCGGACCGGCUCGAUGCAAUCACGUGAUCUACCUUACACCCAGCAUGUCAAACCGGUUCAACCGGCAGUAAAGAAAACCGAGGAUGUUGAUAUAGAGGAGGCGUUUACCAAAUAUGGUCAAUCUGAUGAUCCCCCAUCUUCCCCAGACAGUGAAGGAGGUUGUCUGGGAGCCUUGGAUUUUUCACUGUUAUAUGAUCCAGAAAGCCAAGCCUUACAGUGUACUAUAAGCAAAGCUAAGGGAUUGAAAGCUAUGGAUUCCAAUGGACUCUCAGAUCCUUAUGUAAAACUACAUUUGUUGCCUGGAGCAACCAAGUCAAACAAAUUAAGGACCAAGACAAUACAUAAAACAUUGAAUCCACAGUGGAAUGAAGUGCUCACAUAUCAUGGUUUGUCCGAGGAAGAUAUGGCUAAGAAAACACUGAGAUUGGCAGUUUUAGAUGAAGAUGCAUUUGGGUAUGAUUUCAUCGGAGAAACAAGGGUACCAUUGUACAAGCUCAAAAACAAUCAACUGAAAAAUUUCAGUGUCUACCUAGAAAAUCAAAUACCAUCGGAGAAAGAUGAUGAUUUGAUGAACAAUGACAGAGGGAAGGUAUUACUGUCACUACGAUAUUCAACAUCUAAACAAGCUCUUAUUGUUGGUAUAAUACGAUGUUCGGGACUGGCUGCCAUGGACUCAAAUGGCUAUUCUGAUCCUUAUGUUAAAUUAUAUUUGAAGCCUGACAGAGACAAGAAAUCCAAGUUUAAAACUGCUGUAAAGAAGAAAACAUUGAAUCCAGAAUUCCAUGAGGAAUUCACUUACCAAAUCAAACACAAUGAAUGUGCCAAGAAAACCUUAGAAAUUACUGUCUGGGAUAGAGACAUUGGAAAAAAUGACUUCAUAGGGGGUGUACAGUUAGGUAUAAACUCUAAAGGAGAGAGAUUGAAACACUGGUUUGACACACUGAAGUUUCCAGAUAAAAAAUAUGAACACUGGCAUACAUUGUCAGCAGAAUUGGUGCCUGAGGUGCAAUAGAUAUUGUGUUGCAUGAUUAUUUUGUUUUAUCCGGAUGAUUAAUCUAAAAAUAGAGGUCAUGUGAUCUGGAUGGUUCUCUGCUUCGCAAUGGAAAAGUGCAGCAUUAUGUGUGCUCAGUUACAACUGACUGUUUUUUAGAUAAGACAAUCUAUUAGAAUCUCAUGGUAGUUUUGGCAACUGUUCAAGUAUAAAUAUGAUAGAUUGAAAAUCUCAGCAAGAUAAAAACUCUUCAAAGUAUUACAUGUAACUAGGAAAUGGAUAUAUAGAAAAAUUGUAUGAUUUUCAAAAAAUGUAACGGUUUAUUUAGGAAAAUGAUGGUAUAUUUUUUGUAAGAAUGUGUUAUGUUGUGAUUUGGGAAGUUAUUAACAUAAAAAAUUAAGUGCGUUACUUAGACCAUUACAUGAUUUAUUAACAAAGUAAUAUGGUUACAUGGGGAAUGAUUUUUAUUCACUAAAAAAAAAAUUAAAUGAUUCCCUUUCAAAAUUGUGUGAUUAUGAAGAUUACAUAUAACAUAGACGGGUCACUCUUCAAAUAAAAGAUUGACUGAUGACCCAGAUUCCGAGGAAGACCAGAUCAUGAUAAUCAAAUCGGCACUGAAAUGAGUUAUGUCCAGACAGUUAAAGAUAUUCUUAGGUUGAUGAUCCCUUUCUAUUCAAAACAAAAAAAAAUUUCAUCUUGCACUGUUUUUUUUAUUCUGCUGAUAUUUGUGAAAGUCAUUUUAUUGGUCUAGAAUUAUGAAUAGUCAAGUUUGGAAUGGUCAUUUUUUUUGCAAAAAUGCUCUAGUGUACUAAGCCUAUAGUAUGACCUUCAAAUUGUUUUGAAAAAAAGUUUUGAGUGCAGUUAAAAAUUUUCCAUGACAAGAUGAGUUCUAGUGUUGUACAAGUCAUGCUAUUAAGUUCAAAGCAUAUAAUAAUUAUAUAAUAAUUAUGCUAUUGACUUCUUCAAUUAAAUGAUUUAUAUACAUAUUAUCACCGACUGGCACAAAACAAUAACACAAAGCUGUUGUAGCUAUGCCCCUGCAUUGUUGUUAGAAAAGUAUGAAGUGAACUCAGAUUUAAUGAAGGUAAAACUUCCAUUACAGUUUUACAUGUCACAGAUGUAAUAUAAUGAAUUGUUCAUGAAGAAAAAUCAUGUACAAAGUAUAUAAAUUCUUCCGAUUCUGUAAAUACAUAUAUUAUGUAUAUUUGGAUGUAUUUUUACAAUCAAAUUAAUUAUCUUAAUGAUGAUGUUAAUGUUAAGGAAAUUGUAAUAUUUGCUUUUAGUGGAUAGUAGCAUAAUUUAUAGUUUGUCAUUUUUUCGGUCUUUGAUGAAACAUUAUAUUAUUUAACUGUAGAAUUGAUUAUUGUGCCUUCAGUUGAAAUAGGUUGUAUAUUUAUACACAUUCCAUAAUAUUAAAGACCAACCAAGACAUUCUUUUUUUUAAUUGAAGUUUUCUGUUUGAUACCUGUAUGACAAAUUUGAUUAAAUGAUCCUUACUGGUCCAAUGUGUCUGGAGUGAAGCCUUAACAUCUGGCCAUGCUACAACAUUAAAUAGUGGUUAACCACAACAACAUGGGGUCAUGACAGCUCUGUUGUCCAAACAAUUUUCAUGUUCCACUGAUAAGUCUUGGUAUGUCUUUAAGAUAUAACAUUCAUCGACUUAUGUCCAGAAUCAUCAUUCCAAUUGUUUAUGUACAUUUCCAGCAUAUUUCUUUUUUCAUGAACUAUAUAUUUAUUAACUGAUAUUUAUUUUGUACAAAUAUAGAAUUAUUUAAAUUAUAGUGUAUUAUAUGAAAGCAAAUAUGAAUAUUUUAUUGUGUAGGAUAGUAUAAAAUGAUAAAUGUUUAAUAUGUUGUUUGUUGUUUAAACAUGUAUACUACUUUAAGUAUAAUUAAACUGGUUACUAAUGCAAUAGAUCUGAAUUCUGAGCCCUAAAAUUGAAUCAUGUGUUUAAUUAUAUACGACAGUGGUUUCGAGAAAUAUUCACUUUAAUCAUGCAGAGAAGGUGAUUAUGUAUUUUAAUGAAAUUGCAUGAUUUACUUAAAUGAAAUAUAAAAUUAAGACAUGGUUUCCACAAAUUUAUCAAACAACCCUCGUAAUUCCAUAUAAACCAGUUGAUUGGUUGAAGAAUUAUAUUAUUCUUUAAGAUUUAAAGAUGCUACUGAAAUCAAAUAAUCCAUACUUAUAUAUGUUAUUUCUUUGUUUUUAGCUCACUUAAGCACAAAGUGCUCAAGAGAUGAGCUUUCCUGAUGGCAAAUCAUUCGUUGUCCAUUGUUUGUAGCUAUCCUUUAUUUAAACAACGUCUCAUCCUAAUUCAUAAGAUUUAUUUUUACCAAAUUUUCCUGAAAUAAUCCUUAGGUGGUCAUUUACAUAAAAUGGUUUCAGCUAAAUGCAUAAGUAGGUUGCAGGAGCUUAAUUAAAUUUUUAAAAAUCUUAUUUUUGAAACUACAAUACACAGAGCUGAGAUAUUUGGUAUGUAGCAUCAUCUUCUGGUUCAUUACAAAGGUAUAUAAACCAAGCCUUAAUGGUCAAAAUUGGCUUGCCUUGCACGUCACUUAAUUUAUUUAGAGUUAUAUAGGAUAAUGCAUUUAAUUUAAAUCUGCUUUGUGUAAACCUACACUGCCAAGAGCUUACAGUUUUAGCAUGUUGCAUUGCUUUGUGAACUUAAAACAAAGUAAUAUAAUUCAUGCCCCUAAGGAAAAGAAUGGCCGCGGUCUGCUACCAAGGAAAACAACGUUCAUGCCCUUUCACCUUAUUCAUAUAGAUUCAUAUAGUAAACGUGCAUUUGAUAUUUAUGUAACUGAUCUUUCCAGUCUUCCAUUGGCUUCUUACUUUUCACUAACUUCUUAUUAUUCAACUAUAUGUUUUAUCUUUCCCCAUCUCCUGUGUCUUCCAUUGUCUUCUUAAUUUUUUACAGCAUCCCUUCAUCUUCAUCUUCGAAUGUUUUCUUUAUCUUUCAAUGUUUUUUUUUCAUCUUUCAAUGUUUUCUUCAUCUUCCAAUGUUUUCUUUAUCUUUCAACGCUUUCUUUAACUUUCGAUGUUUUCAUCAUCUUCCAAUGUUUUCUUCUUCUUCCAAUGUUUUCUUUAUCUUUCAAUGUUUUUUUUUUCAUCUUUCAAUGUUUUCUUCAUCUUCCAAUGUUUUCUUUAUCUUUCAACGCUUUCUUUAACUUUCAAUGUUUUCUUUAUCUUCAACUGUAUCCUUCAUCUUUCACCGUAUUCUUCAUCUUUCACUCUCUUCUUAAUUAUUUACUCUAUCCUUCAUCUUCAACUGUAUCCUUCCUUUUCCACGGUCUUCUCAAUUAUGUAGUGUUCUUGAUGUCUUUUAGUAAUGUUCCAUUGCGUUCUCUUUAGUAUGAUUUUCCAGUUUGUAUUUCAUGUCAUUCUUCUACCUCAGUAGUUUCAAUUUAUGACAUGAAAUAUGUCAACAGUGAUGUAAAUUUACGUCGUCGUCGUUUUAUUUCUUUCUUUACUUUAGAAUCUUAAGUACAGAAAUUAUUAUUACAGUAUCCUUCCAAUUUUCUCACAUGAAAAUCUUCUAUUUGGAAUUUAUAACUAUAUGCGGAUUGCCCCCUAUUUAACGAUCUAUUACCUCAAGUUGUAUAUCCUCCAACUUCAAAGUUAAGUAAUCAAGAUUUAUUCAUUCAGCUCCAAUAUUAAUUAUUUUGGACAUUUUAUAUGAUAACUAUGUAAUUAUGUGUAUUCUAUUUAAUAAUUAAUCCUCUUUUAGACUAUGAUAUACAUUACAUGGUUGUGAAUUUUCUGUGAUUUUUGUUUCUCUCUAGUAAACCUUAAUGUCUAAUAAACUUGAUUGUAUAAUAUACAGUUCUGUACAAAGUGUAGUUAAGCCAGUGCUAGUGGACAUAAGGGAUGUUGAACUUAUACAGCGUUUCUCAUGAGCAGACUCAGUUAAAUCGAGUCUGCAAUUUCUAUAUUAUGUUUUCAGUGCUUCAGACGGAUCUCCCAGAUUUUUGUAAAGAAUUUUGAUCCAUAAAUAGUUGCAAUCUUAUAAAGAGAACCAAAUGUUUGUACGCCGUCAUUUAUCUUGUCAAACGUUUUUAGAACGAAUUUAUAAUACUGCAAUACUUUUUAAUUGAAGAAAAUUCAAAUUAAUACGUAAAUUCAAAGCAUCCUUGUAAACAAGCGCAUAUUAUCAACAUCUUGAUUUACCCAAUGUUGUCAUUGUUGCCUUAAAAGACUUUGUUUAUUCCUGUUAUCAGAGGGAGAGCGUGUAUAAAAACAACAGAUGUCCUAGUGUCAUAGGGUUAAACACUAGCAGUUUAACACCAGUUUUUUCUUUGUGCACAGUCAAGUGACAAAAAAUCACAAGCCAUGUAAAUAUUAGUAUGUAAUUCAAUACAUAUAACGUCUUUUACUUUAAUGGCAAUAUGUUACUUUGUAACGUAUGAUAAUUUCUGUAUAUUUUUUAUUACUGUAUAAGUAUGUUAUGUUACUGCAUGAUUUCAUGAACAAUAUAAUAGAUCUAAUAGAAAAUGAAACAUAA